CAGACUUCAGACGGCAGGUCGCUAAGUUGCAAAGGAGGUCUCCCGCAUUGACACCAUCCCUCAUAAGCGGCGAGGCAACAAAUUCUUAGCUAGAGUAUAAUUUGACGUUGACUCUAUCUUGAUCAAUGCAUCGAUGCUCACGAAUCCGGCAAAUAUGUCGAGUCGUCCACAUCCCUGAACGUGCAGUAGGGGGACAGUCGGAUCGCUUAGACCGAACGGCGAAGAGGAGGACACCAUCAAAUGGUGCAGGAGACGCUGGGGUGUGCCGCUUACAUGCCCAUGUUUGCCAUCAUAGAAUGCAGAACACAAUCCAGGUCGUCGGUGUGCUCAUGGCGUUAAUCCUCGUGAUGGUGCUAAAUCCAGCAGCCCAAAAGCGUUCACAAGCGGAGACUGUUCAUGUCAUCGGGCCUCAUAGACUGCCCACCGUGGACGACCAGCCGAAUCUACCGUACGUCCGGGCGCUCGUGAAGGGCUGCGAUGGGCCGCAGCUAGUAGCGCUACUAGCGCUGCUGCAUCGAGUGACAGGAAACGGUAUUCAUCAGCCUUACCUGAUUUCGAAGGGACCGUGGGAUAUGCAGACGUGUGAUCCGUUCGCAUUAAAGCCAGAGCGCCUUACCACGACUUAACCUCACGCAAAGUCAUGUUCGACUUCGGGCGCCGAGUCUGCCUAGGCGCUGUCCUGUCAUGGA
Molecule: messenger RNA, 689 nt
Organism: Laetiporus sulphureus 93-53
Lineage: Eukaryota; Fungi; Basidiomycota; Agaricomycetes; Polyporales; Laetiporaceae
Exons: 3
Coding region: 126-626 (166 amino acids)
Molecular function (GO): monooxygenase activity; iron ion binding; heme binding
Source: RefSeq, a predicted model, not a curated record